AUGUUUCGGCUGCCAUCACCGCUGCAUCUUCUACUUACACUAGCCUAUCUAGUGGGGACAGGUGUCUGCAAUUUGAUCGGCGUCCAGUCUCUGCGAGAAGCAGGGUCACGAGCAGCCCUCUUAUCAUUGAUAAACCUCAUUCCUCUGUUCAUCUCUGGGGGGUAUGAGUUCGGCGCACGUAUUCUUAGCAUUUCUCUUGAGACCUAUGGGGCCUUUCACCGGACUGCCGCCUUUGUCACUGUUCUUGAAGCCGCCAUUCAUAUCGUGAUUGCCACCGCCACAGGCGGCAUGUUCCUUUCUCUCGCCAUACUUCCAUUAGUCAGGAAAAGAGUAUACGAGGUUUUUUUAAGGACACAUCAGGGAUGUGCAAUAGUGGCACUUUAUGCCAUUUGGCGGCACACUCAUACUAUGCGAGACAGUCAUGCCUGGGUAUAUUCCUGGGGCUGUGUCAUAGUCUUCAUUCUGUCACUCAGUGCACAAAUAGCUCGACUAAUCUUUCGAAACCUGGUUAUUGGGAAGAAGUGCACAAAGCUAACGCUACAUACCUUUGGAGAAAACAUUGCUCGUUUGACGUUAACUCUUCCACGGCCCUGGGCUGUGCAAGCCGGAGAGCGUGUUGAACUGAGCGCUCCUUCAAUCGAAAUAUCCUAUUUGGCUCAAUCGCAUCCUUUUACCAUUUGCUGGUGGGAAGAUAAUGACACUGGGGAGGCAGUUUCUGUCUCUCUUCUUCUUCGACCACGUUCUGGCUUUACCAGGAAAGUUCUAGGUCGCCUUGAGCAAGACAGAGAAUACACUGCAUGGUUCGAUGGGCCAUUUGGUCCUGUGUCUAUCGGUUCUUAUGGCUCUUGUGGCCAGAUGGGAAACUACGGCCAUAUUUUCAUGGUAGCUACUGGUAUAGGAAUUGCCGCACAGCUCCCGUACAUCAAAGAAAUUUUAACGCAAUAUCGCCGGGCGCGACUCCGGACGCAAAGAAUUUCUCUUGUAUGGCAGUUAGAACAUGAAGAAGACUGGGAGGCCGUCCAUAACUGGUUACAAAUACUGGUAAAGCAGGAUGAAGGACAUUUACUAAGCGUCACAAUCUACGAUGCACGAAAUCCAUCUCUAAAGGGAGACCGGCAGCUCCUCGGGUAUCAUGACCUGAUCGAAGUAAACGGCGGAGAGCCAAAACGGGAGAAGGAAAUGUCAACCGAGCUAGCAAAGCAGAGAGGCAGGAUGCUCGUAGCAGGUAACUUUCGUGAUCGACCUAUAUAA
Molecule: messenger RNA, 1251 nt
Organism: Aspergillus pseudonomiae
Lineage: Eukaryota; Fungi; Ascomycota; Eurotiomycetes; Eurotiales; Aspergillaceae
Product: ferric reductase family protein
Exons: 3
Coding region: 1-1251 (416 amino acids)
Biological process (GO): iron ion transport; copper ion import; intracellular iron ion homeostasis
Cellular component (GO): plasma membrane
Molecular function (GO): ferric-chelate reductase activity
Source: RefSeq, a predicted model, not a curated record